AUGAAGUUAUUUAUUCAAUCGGUUGGAAGGAGGAUCCCAUGGAGAGGCAGUCAGCGGCAACGAUUCUCUUCCUCUGGAUCAACUGCUACCAAGUCAUCUAGGUUGAAAUCUGGAGUUUUCAUUGCUGGAGCUGGUAUUUUGGGAAUAUAUUCGUUCAACGAACCACAAUUCUCGCUCGCGACGCGGAGGACCGCUAGAUCGGCAUAUUGCGUGGGCUCCAUCGCAUUUGACUACAAGACUUCAUUGUCUGAAGGUCCUGAAAAGAUUGGUCCUCAGGAAUACGACAAACGCAAAUCUGAAGCUCAUCAGCGUUCAGCUGAAAAGUUACUGGAGCUGUGUAGAACUAAUGGUGGAAUCUUUGUGAAAUUGGGCCAGCACAUUGCUGCAAUGGUGUACUUGCUUCCCAUUGAGUACACGUCGACGUUAAGACCUUUGUGGGAUAAAUGCCAAGAAACACCACUAUCUGAAAUCGAAAAGCUCUUCCAAACAGAUGCUGGAAAUACCAUCAGCGAAAUGUUUGCCAGCUUUGAUCCGAAACCUAUUGGAGUCGCUUCUAUAGCACAAGUCCACAAAGCUGUGCUAAAGACUGGUCAAGUCGUGGCCGUUAAGAUCCAGCAUCCGGUGCUAGAUGAGCACGUUAAAGUCGAUACCCAAACCGUGACUCUGAUGGUCAGAUUCAUCAAGCGCGUGUUUCCCGACUUUGAAUUUGGCUGGUUGGCUGAUGAACUUAGAGAGUCGUUGCCGUUAGAACUUGAUUUCCGCUGUGAAGCCAAAAAUGCUGAAAAAGUACGCAGCAACUUUAAAGAUCAUGCUGUCUUGCAAAUUCCAAAGGUCUAUGAUGCUCGCCGACGUAUUUUGAUUAUGGAAUAUAUCGAUGGCGCCAACGUCGAUGAGGUGUCUUACAUAAAGAAGCACGACAUCAAUACCCGGGCAGUGUCAACAGAGCUGAAUAAAAUCUUUUCUGAGAUGAUCUUUCUACAUGGAUUUGUACACUGUGACCCACAUACGGCCAACGUCUUUAUCAGGAGUCGUCCCAAACCAUCGAUCUGGACAAGAUUUUGGAGUCAUGUAUUCAACAGGCCUCAUAUAAAUCCAUACAAUUUUGAAUUGGUGCUCCUCGAUCAUGGUUUAUAUCGAACACUUGAGCGUUCGUUUAGGCUGGCUUAUGCAAGACUGUGGGAUGCUCUGAUUCGAUCUGACGAACGAGGCAUUGCAGACGCAUCUCAUGAGCUCUUUAUGAGUGAUUUGAGAUUGCGAGGACGCCAAGAUGGUAUCGAUCGCCAUCGUCUUUUCGCUAGCAUGUUGACUGGGCGUAGUUGGGAAGCCUUGUCGUCCGAAGGCGGCAUGAGUAAGCUGAGAACGGCCGAUGAAAUGGGUGUGAUUAGGAGCAAGGCAGUUCAAGGCCCAUUCUUCACUGCUAUAGCUGAAAUUCUUGCACAAGUUCCACGUGAACUUCUUCUGCUUUUGAAGACGGCAGAUUUGCUGCGAAGUGUUGACGAAAGUUUAGGACUCGCUGGCAAGGACCAGGACCACAUGGUCAGGAUGGUAGCAGUCAUGGGCACAUAUACCUCAAGAGCACUCUAUGAGGACGAAAUGGCAUCGUUGUCACUGACACGCACAUUUGUUUCACCAUUGUAUUUCGAUUUCAGGUUUUGGGGGAUAUGGGCUCGUUACAUGAGUGCCAUUGGUCGCCUAUAUCUAGUAAGGGUAUAUUUAUUCCAAAAACGGGUUGGAAACAUUCUAUUCAAGAAUUAG
Messenger RNA from Synchytrium microbalum, 1755 nucleotides. RefSeq lists its product as uncharacterized. Gene Ontology annotation, biological process: lipid homeostasis; mitochondrion organization. Gene Ontology annotation, cellular component: mitochondrial inner membrane. The coding region runs from base 1 to 1755 and encodes 584 amino acids. The transcript is spliced from 7 exons. Lineage: Eukaryota; Fungi; Chytridiomycota; Chytridiomycetes; Synchytriales; Synchytriaceae. The record is from RefSeq and is a predicted model, not a curated record.